GAUAAUGGGAAAAUCACCUUCUACUGCAACAUAUGCGGUGGGCCACUGUCCUGCUAUGAUCUCCGCAAGGCUUCCACGGCUUGUGGAAGCGAGGACCUCAGCCUCUGCUACGAUGAUGACUGUGACUGCGGAGGCUGGCUCCGAGACCAGAAGCUGAAGACGAGGAGGGAUGGAGAAGAUGGGGACGAGAACUCUUCCGCCGCGUUGAGAAUGCUGCGUCCUAGGGGUUCCCAGAGUAACAAGCAUAAUGAAAUGCAGGAUGAUGACGAUGCGUACUAUAUCACUGAAAAUGGCAGCUAUGAUCCGUGGUAUGGACUGGAGGUUCCUGGCGAGAACACAGGGAGUAGCGAUGGAAGGCUGUGGGCGAAUAUAGAUGGCUUCUUUCUGCAUGAUACCUGCUGGCAGAUGCUUCAACUUGUACAUCAAACUGUGAAUCCGAGUUCGCCACCAUUACAGCCGCGCGGGGUGUAUCUCGCUAUGCAGGCUCGACUAGGGGAUGACAUGGAGAAAUCCAUCGACUGGGAGGACAGUAGAGUCUAUGGUGGUACGGAAGACUUUCAAUCGCAAGAGUGGGAAGCAGAGCCAGGGUAUGAGUGGUUAGUCGUGGACCCUUUGAAGCCAGUCGACAUCUCUGAGCUCAUCUCCGCCUCAAAGAGUUCAAACCCAGGCUCCACAAAUGCAAUUGUAUACGGGGGUGCACUAAAAUUGUCGGCUGUAGAUCCAUUUUCAAGUCUACCAUGGGAUGUCCGUUAUAGGAUUCUGCAAAUGCUUCCCUCGCCAUCCAUCAUCGAUCUAGUCAUUGCCAGUGCCGUAUUUCGUGGAGCUGCCCGUGACCUGCCUGAUCACUUUUGGAGAUUACGUCUGGCCUACGAUUGUCCAUUGAUUGACCAAGACUCACUUCGACAGAACAUUGCUCAAGCAGGCGGGCAGGCUAACUACAAGGAUCUCAUUCGUCUAAUCAAGGCAGCUGCAGCAAGGCCAGAAGACGGAAUGAACGAAGACCGGGAUACCUGGUUAAACCUCAGAAAUCGCCAUCGGAUCUGGACCUGCUGUGAGGUUAUCCUCGGGAAGUUGGAGAAGGAAGCAAAAUCGUGUGUCCCAUUCAGCCAGAGUGCGAAUCUGGCGAGAUCCGACUAACCUCCACCAGGGAAACCCUCAACAGACUCUGAAGCUCAUCCACUUCAGUCUAGUGAACUCGCCAG
Messenger RNA from Aspergillus novofumigatus IBT 16806, 1202 nucleotides. RefSeq lists its product as uncharacterized. NCBI's taxonomy places the organism in Eukaryota, Fungi, Ascomycota, Eurotiomycetes, Eurotiales, Aspergillaceae. The transcript is spliced from 4 exons. The record is from RefSeq and is a predicted model, not a curated record. Gene Ontology annotation, molecular function: protein binding. The annotation marks the transcript as partial.